Messenger RNA from Gilbertella persicaria, 766 nucleotides. RefSeq lists its product as uncharacterized. The record is from RefSeq and is a predicted model, not a curated record. The transcript has a single exon. Lineage: Eukaryota; Fungi; Mucoromycota; Mucoromycetes; Mucorales; Choanephoraceae. The coding region runs from base 404 to 616 and encodes 70 amino acids.
AAUCUUUCUUGGUAACUUAAAAUAGAAAACAAAGCACUCUCUUUCGAAUCCGCUAUUCAAUGAUGUCAAUUCAAACAAUGCCAAGCGCAUCUUAUUUCUUAAUGCUAUUCUAGUUGAGUUAAGCUAGCAUUCUAAUUUUGAAUCGUAUAUGUUUACAAUUGCUUUCGUUUGUGUCUAAAAAAAGUAUUUUGUUUAUAAAAUACAUGGAAGGAAAACGCACAAUGUUUAUUUUUGAUAGAGAAUACCAUUUCCUUUCUUUCCAAGAGAUCCUCAUCAAGAAAACAUGAGAGCCUUGAACUUUUUGUAAGUUGAUUUCUGAAGAUUAAAAAGAACGAGAGCAGCCUUAUAAUUCCGUCCAUACUAGACUCAAUUAAUCAUAAUCAAGUCAAAAACCAUUAGAUAGAUGCUACUGCUCUUAAAUUGUUAUCCUGCUCUUUUUCUUUUCCGAUCAAGCCAGUAUACUUGUAUGGCAUUUAUUUAUAACCACGUUCUUACGCUUUUUUUUCGUGUUCAACCUUGUUUAAACCAAGUCAUUGAGAUUGUUUCAUCACAGCACUCUCACCAGAGAUUCAUGGUCAAGAUACCCGGUGUUUUGUGCUUUCAUAUGACUCGAUAACUGGGAAAGCAGUUGCUCAAGUUGUGCUUAAUAUAGUGUUGUAUAUGAACAAGUGCUCGUGAUCAACUUUAUCGCGAGAAAUAGAAAACGUUAAAUACUCUAAUAUUAUUAAUUAUGCUUUUGUUGUUAUUUCGUCUAUCAGCAAUUAUU